Messenger RNA from Phytophthora sojae, 375 nucleotides. RefSeq lists its product as hypothetical. NCBI's taxonomy places the organism in Eukaryota, Oomycota, Peronosporomycetes, Peronosporales, Peronosporaceae. The transcript has a single exon. The record is from RefSeq and is a predicted model, not a curated record. The coding region runs from base 1 to 375 and encodes 124 amino acids.
AUGGCAGUGCAGGACGCGGCGUCCGCUCCAAGUGAGAUGACUAAAUGUAACGAGGACGGACUCUGGAAGGAUGCCCGAGGUAAGAUCUGGAUCCCCGAUGACGCGACUGAUCUACAAGUCCGUAUUUGCGUGGUGGGUCAUUUCGGAAUCGCAGGUCACCGAGGGAUGACUUUGACGUUGCAGCAGAUCAGUGAGCGGUUCGUUUGGGCGGACAUGAAAAGCGACGUGGAGUUUUUUGUGCAGCGUUGCCUGCACUGCGCAAGCACGCUUAGUGGGCAACGACAGCUGGAGGAAGCCCUGCAUACCGAUCACCUAAACGAGCUUAUCCACUGGGACUUCCUGUUCAUGGAGGAGAGUGACACAAAGCAAGAGUAG